Molecule: messenger RNA, 2007 nt
Organism: Drosophila takahashii
Lineage: Eukaryota; Metazoa; Arthropoda; Insecta; Diptera; Drosophilidae
Gene: Start1
Product: Steroidogenic acute regulatory protein-like
Cellular component (GO): late endosome membrane; lysosomal membrane; endoplasmic reticulum-endosome membrane contact site
Molecular function (GO): lipid binding
Source: RefSeq, a predicted model, not a curated record
UCAAGACAUGAGCUAAAUUAUAAACUAACCAACCAUGUCUCGAAUGGAUCCAAAUGAUGUCCGUAGUACCGCCCAGCUCAUCCUGUCCAAUGCUCGGCAGGGAAACAGCGCCUACAACAUGCAGUACGAUAUGUCCCGAUCACAUUCCAUCAACCUGAUUACGGAGGAGUUCCUAGCCGGCUACAUGUCCGAUGGCAGGAUGUCCGUGGUGCGGCGAUUCUUCUGCCUCUUCGUCACUUUCGACUUGGUCUUCGUUUCCCUUCUGUGGCUCAUUUGCAUUGUGAUCAACGGCGACAAUAUAUUCACUGCCUUCCACAAACAGAUCGUGGAGUACACCAUCUACAAGUCGCUCUUCGAUGUGGUGGCCAUUGCCAUCUGCCGAUUCGUGGUGCUCAUCUUCUUCUACGCCAUAUUGUACAUCAAUCACUGGUCCAUCAUAGCGCUCUCUACAAGUGGGUCUUGUUUGUUCCUGAUUUCCAAGGUGUUUGUGUUCGAUUGGCUGGACUCCAAGCAACAAGUAUUCGAAGUCAUCCUUAUAAUAACCUCGUUCAUACUCGCUUGGGGAGAAGCCUGGUUCCUGGAUUGCAGGGUGAUUCCCCAAGAACGUCAUGCGCAACACUAUUUCCGAACGAUGACCUCCAAUGAUCGCACCCCCAUGGAUCAGCCGGCGAUUUUGAUAGAGCACGAAAGGCCUCCGCAAAGUGUUACUGAUUUCUACUCACCCCUGGACACAGCUCACCACUCCGAUGAGGAGGAGGAGGAGGAUGAGGAGUACAACCAAAUGGGCUUGGAUUGCCUGCGAAAGGCCUAUGAGAUCAUCGAGUCCAGCGAUUGGAAGGUGGAGAAGGUCAACCAAAAGGGCGACACCAUACACAGCACUCAGCGGGAAAAGAUUGGAAAGAUUUACAAGUUGACGGCUCGUAUAAAGUAUCCUGCAAAGGCGCUGAUGGAAGAUCUAUUCUAUCGCAUUGAAGACUGUCCCAAGUGGAAUCCCGCUCUUCUAGAAUCAAAAAUAGUGCGAAAAAUCAACUCCUACACCGAUAUUACCUACCAGGUAUCUGUUGGCGGCGGAGGAGGCAUGGUGAAAAGCCGAGACUUCGUGAACCUGCGCUCCUGCCGUCUCUUCUACAACGGCAAGAUUUGCGACGACGACGAGGCGGCUCAGCUGAGCAGUGAUGAUGGCGGCAGCAGCCUGAAUCGCUCCUGCGAGGGCAGUGUUAGCACCAUUUCGGACGGGGACUCGCACACCCCACUGCUGCCCAGCAGCGUGUCCAGCUGCAAGGCCACGUUUCCCAGUUCAACCAAGGCAGCAGCAGCCCCGACUCCCUUCGAUACGCUGGGCAACAGCUUGGGCGCCAAGAGCUUGGGUCCCAUUGUGAACUUUGAGGAGGAGCCGUCGCCACUGGAGCAGGACGAGUUCGAGGACGCCAAGGACAAGCUGGAUGGCGAAGCAGAUACCAUGACAAAACCAAAUCCACCCAGCGUGGGCAAGACCAAGGACAAGGUGUGGGUUACCUCGGCGAUAAGUGUGCAAUAUGCUGGCGUUCCACCCUCGUCCAAGUACACAAGGGGUCAGAACAUCGUCAGCGGGUUUGCCUUUCGCGAAAUCGUUGGCAAGUCGGACAGCUGCAUCGUGGAAUGGGUGCUCUGCCUGGACCUAAAGGGCUACAUACCUCGCUAUGUCCUGGAUGCAGCCCUCACCUCCUCCAUGACGGAAUACAUAACCAAUCUGCGCAAGCAUGUCAACGAACUGAGGCAUCGGGGACGUGGCCGAGUGCCCAGGACCCACUAGAAGCGAUCAUCAAACUGUAUUUUAUCAUUAAUCCCAUUGUAUCUCAAGUGCAAGGGCUGCCGAAUCGCAGCCAGGUAUCUACUAGAAUAUUUUCAAGAAGAUUUCAAGAGUUUUCGAAGCAGUGCUGUAAGUUUAUUGAGUAUUGUAUAUGUAUACGUAUGGCAUAAGAUCUAUGUAUCUAUAUGCACGGCUUACACUAUAAAUUUUAUACAUGA